GGUGAUAAGUGAAAUGGGCAUGAAUUGGGGAGAAGGGAGGAAGUGUUUGAUGAUAAGCAAGGAGAACUGUAGAAGCAGUAAAUUAGUAGUAAUGGAAAGGGUGUGAGUGAGUGAGGGAGCAAAAUGGGUUGCAGCAGCAUCACUUUGAAUACGGCAGCGGCAUCAAUUUGGAUCCCCACUCCAACUAAUAAGACUAAGGCGCGUGGCCAUGGAUCCUCUCUUUCAGUUACUCCAAAACGGCAACGCCCUUGUCGUUUCUUUUGCGGUGACUUUCGAUCCCCUCUCACUGCUCCAAACGCCCUCCAUUCCCAUACCCACUCUCUGAUUUUGAAGGCGGCGGAGUCAAAGGAGGGUCUCCAUGUUAUGAUUUCUGGAGCUCCUGCUUCUGGCAAAGGAACCCAAUGCCACCUCAUCACCAACAAGUACGGUUUGGUGCACGUUGCCGCUGGAGAUUUACUCAGAGCAGAAAUUGCCACCGGAAGUGAAAAUGGAAAGCGAGCCAAACAGUAUAUGGAGAUGGGACAGUUGGUCCCUGAUGAAAUUGUUGUCAUGAUGGUGAAGGAGCGCCUCUUGAAGCCUGAUUCUAUAGAGAAUGGUUGGCUAUUGGACGGAUAUCCCAGGAGCUUGUCGCAGGCUACUGCACUUCACCAAUUUGGUUUUCAACCUGAUAUUUUUGUUCUUCUUGAGGUUUCUGAAGAUAUUCUUUUGGAGAGAGUAGUUGGACGCAGAUUAGAUCCUGUUACUGGCAAGAUAUAUCACUUGAAGUAUUCUCCUCCUGAGACAAAAGAAAUUGCAGCUAGGCUUACGCAACGUUUUGAUGAUACUGAAGAAAAGGUGAAGUUGCGAUUAAACACCCAUCAUCAAAAUGUGGAGGCAGUUCUGUCCAUGUAUAAAGAUAUAACUGUUAAGAUUAAUGGAAAUGUCUCUAAGGAGGAAGUAUUUGCUCAAAUUGAUGGUGCACUGACGAGUCUUUUGGAGCAAAGGAAGGCUGCUUCAGGAUCUGUGGCUGCAUAGAAGACCAUGUUUUGGCAUCUUGAUCUAGCAUGGUUCCCUGCUAGAGGUAAUGGAUUUAAAGCUAUAUUAUCGUGAAGAUUGAUCCGUUGAAAUUGACGGCUUUAUAUCCCUUUUGGAAAGCAAUGCAGUAAUUGGUUUGGACCAUGCAUGGGGACCUGUGAUAGUGAAGUGCGCAAUAUAUUUUGUAAGUUCAUUUUACGACAAAAUUAUUACUUUAAAUUCGUUUUCAUGUAAUGGCUGGCUGGCUGGCUUGUAAAUGGAGGAUUUAGUGAACUAUCUGUUGUUGGUUGGUUGGUUCCUGUUAUUGCUUGGUUGGUACGUUGUGCGUUCUAUACCAAGUACCAUUUUCUGUAUUAUUUAUUGAUGACUGAAAAUCAUGAAUUUGAUCUACCAAAAGAAAAUAGAAAAGAAUCUAUUGUGUUCUUGAUAG
Molecule: messenger RNA, 1444 nt
Organism: Abrus precatorius (Indian licorice)
Lineage: Eukaryota; Viridiplantae; Streptophyta; Magnoliopsida; Fabales; Fabaceae
Product: adenylate kinase, chloroplastic
Exons: 7
Coding region: 124-1014 (296 amino acids)
Biological process (GO): nucleoside triphosphate biosynthetic process
Cellular component (GO): cytoplasm
Molecular function (GO): ATP binding; nucleoside diphosphate kinase activity; AMP kinase activity
Source: RefSeq, a predicted model, not a curated record